This is a messenger RNA of Lactuca virosa, 465 nucleotides long. Lineage: Eukaryota; Viridiplantae; Streptophyta; Magnoliopsida; Asterales; Asteraceae. The record is from the annotation of a GenBank genome assembly.
AUGUCACCACCCACCACCCGACUACCGCCACCGCCACCGGACUGUCACCAACGGGUAAUAUGGUUAGAAUUGUUGGGGUUUCCAUGUUGUCCAUGGAAUGAUGCAGCAGUAUCGAAGAUUGCAAAAACUUGGGGCGAUGUGUGUUUUUUAGAAGAGGAUGAUGAAGCCCCCUUGGAUAUUCAACGAGUGUGUAUCAAGACAGUAAAGCCUUCUCUGAUUCGUGAAAAAAUAAAGUUCGUUGCGCAUGGAAUUGAAUAUGCGGUCGUUGCACGUGAAUUGUCAAACUCGGAGCCUGAUAUCUUGGAGAAAGGAGCUAAUCUUGGUCAGGAAAUUCAAAGUUUUUCGGGUGAUUCAGAAGAUGAUGACUAUUUUGAUAAUGCCUAUAAUGAAGAACCUAACAAAAUUGAGUUAGGAAGAGAAGAAGAGGAAAUUUAUGAUUCAAGUGAGAUGGUGUCAAUGAUAUGA